This is a messenger RNA of Paramecium pentaurelia, 1802 nucleotides long. Lineage: Eukaryota; Ciliophora; Oligohymenophorea; Peniculida; Parameciidae. The record is from the annotation of a GenBank genome assembly.
UAUGCUAUUUCAAAACUAGAAUAACAACAACAACAAGCCUCCAGUACCUCCUAGGUUCUAUCCAGGUAAUCCGGCUUUGAAUAAAAAUGCUGAUGGACUUCUUUGUUCUAUUAAUACUGCUUAAAACAAUAUUUAAAUCUCAAGAGCUGAAACUAGAGUAGAGUAUUAUAGAAAUCAAAAACAACCUUCUCAAUCAAUGGCUUAACCUGGAUUUCAAUAAUAAAAUCCACAAGGAAGCCUCUUUGGAGGUGUCCAAUAACCAUAAUAACAAUAAUCGACAUUAUUUGGUUAGUAAGCAACAGCUUAACCAACAUUAUUUGGGCAAUAAUAAACAGGCUUAGGAUUAGGAGGAGGAUUAGGGACAGGAAUGGGAUCUGGAUUAGGAACUGGAUUAGGUGGAGGAUUAGGAGGAGGUUUGGGUCAAUAAUAAUAGACACAACAAAAUCAAACAGGUUUAGGUGCAGGCACUUAAGCAAGUCCAUUUGGUGGAGGCUUAGGAACAGGUUUUGGAGGUGGAUUAGGAACAGGAUUAGGAACUGGAUUAGGAACAGGAUUAGGCACCGGAUUAGGAACUGGAUUAGGAGGAGGAUUAGGAACUGGAUUAGGUACUGGAACACUUGGUGGAGGUUUAUCAGGAGGAUUAGGAUAGAGCACAUUUGCUUAAGGAACAGGAGGAUUAGGCUUAGGAUUAGGAUUUGGAUAAUAACAAUAACAAUAAUAAACUGGAUUACUUGGACUUGGAUAACCAUAAUAAUAAUAAGGAUUAUUAGGUGCCGCUCCUUAAUAAGGUGGCUUAUUAUUAUAAUAGCCUAUGCAACAAUAAUCACAAGGAAUAUUUGGUUAACAUUAACAAUAAGGAUUAGGUUAAUAGAAUUGGGAUAAUAGUCAAAAUGGAGCGAUGGCUUAGGCUCCAAUAAAUUAAUAAGCCUUAUAUAAUCCAGCUUAUCCAGUUUAUUAGCAAUAAUAAAUUGAUAUGAAUAUUGAUUUCGAUAUAAAGAAUGAAUAAGAAUAUUUGAGAGAAGUAGAAGAUGAGUUCAAAAAGAAGUUUCCUACUUUUAGUGAGUAUGCCUAAUAGAAUGAUGUAACUUUUAGUGUGGGGAAUGUAAAUUUGAGAUUCAAGAAUCCUUCUUUAGAAAUAAAAAUAAAAUCAAAAAAUAAUUAAAAAUAAAAGGAAGAAAUUAAGCCAUGGUAUAUGUCUCUAAAAUAGGAGAAAGAUUAAAAAUAAUAUAAAUAAUCUCUCAAUAAAUAAUUUUACAAUAAAAGUAAUAAAAAGGAACUGGAUGAGUAUACAUAACCAAGCCUUGUGUAAAUUAAAUCAGAGGAAUAAUAGUAGGAAAAUAAAGUAAAUCCUAGAGCACCUAAAUGUACUAAAUACAUCUUAAGUCCAAAUAUUUAAAUUCUUUCAGAAAUGAGUGAUAAUCAAUUAACUAGAGUAAGAGAUUUUAAGAUUUAAAAUGAAUAUGGUAGUAUUCAUUUUUUAGAGGCAGUCGAUUUAAAGGAUAUGAAUAUUGAUUAAAUUGUUAAGUUGAAAUAAGAUAGUGUAGAGGUAUUAAUUUUUUUAUUUAAUUUUAGUUUUAUCCAGAAGAUCAAUUUGGUUAAGUUCCUGAAUAUGGGAAAGGAUUAAAUGUUAGAUGCAGAGUUGUUUUAACUAAUUUUGCAUGUGAGAAUAGAGGUAUGUGUGAAAUGAGAAUAAAUAACAAAAAGGAAUUCGAGAAAGUAGUCAAAAGUUGGACGGAAAAGAACAAUAUGAAGUUCAUAUCAGCUGGAGAUGAUGUUGUUUUUGAAUUAGAUCAAUUAUGAUU